AUGCCCCGCGGCGCCUUCGUCAAUCACGCUUCGCCUCUGACACCACUUGCUGGCAUUCGCGCAGCUCCACCCGACGCCGAGGUAGAAGAGUUGGCCGCACAGAUCGACGUCGUUAUCUGCGUCGCGGGGUACGCUUUUGCAGAAGAAGGCGAGUAUGUCAUCCCUGCAUUACAGGAUAUCCCUGCCUUCCGAGCCGUCCUCCCAUCCCCAAAGACCGACGAGGACCGCAAGACUGUCGCCAUCCUAGAAGGCAAGUCCAACAGCAGCGGCGACAUCACAGCCGGAGCUGGCGGUGACCGCAUCUCGCUACGGCUCCGCGAAGAAGACGAGAAGCUUAUCGCUACAGUGGCGGCAAAGAACAGCAAGACUGUGGUCUCGAUUGUUACUGCCGGAGCGGUUAUCGUCGAAGCAUGGAAUGAUAAGGUCCCCGCGAUACUGAUGAGCUGGUACAGCGGAUCGGAAGGCGGACAUGCCCUUGCUGACGUUCUCCUGGGAAAGGUCGAUGCCAGUGGCCGACUACCCUUGUCCAUCCCAACAGAGGAAGCACAUCUACCAUUCUUUGAAAGGGAUGCCACGGAGAUCCAUUACACGUUCCCGUUUGGAUUCGGGCUGUCCUCUACAACGUGGAAAGUCGAAAAUGCGACAGCAAGCAGGGAAGACCCCCGAAGUAUCGAAGCUAUCAAAGUUAGCUUCAAGGUUACGAACACGGGCAAUCGAGCGGGACGCUUCAUCGCACAGGCAUAUGGCAUGGCCGCGGUUGAAGAGUUCCCCAGACGGGUUCUGCUGGGUUUCGCGCCUGUUGAUGUGGAAACAGGGCAGAAUGCCAAUGUUACUAUUGAGGCUUCGUUUCGGCCUAUCCAGCAGUGGAGCUCUGGCACUUGGAGUCUCCGAACAAAGGAGUUGGGAAUUGAGGUUGCCAGGUUUGCGGGAGAUGGGGAGUGUGCAAAGACCACAAUCUCUUUGUAG
Molecule: messenger RNA, 966 nt
Organism: Aspergillus calidoustus
Lineage: Eukaryota; Fungi; Ascomycota; Eurotiomycetes; Eurotiales; Aspergillaceae
Source: the annotation of a GenBank genome assembly